Molecule: messenger RNA, 1313 nt
Organism: Eriocheir sinensis (Chinese mitten crab)
Lineage: Eukaryota; Metazoa; Arthropoda; Malacostraca; Decapoda; Varunidae
Exons: 5
Coding region: 499-1305 (268 amino acids)
Source: RefSeq, a predicted model, not a curated record
UCUUCCUCUUCCACUCCUUUCCACAUUACUUUCCUCAUUUUUUGCCCUCACCUCUCCCCAAUUUCCAUAUUUUUGUUGUGUUAUUCAUCUACAAGUCUUCUUUCCUAUUCCUUUCAUACAACUACUAUAUCUUACUUCCCUUCCUAAAACCCUUAACCUCACUCUAUCCAUUCCCUUAAAUUCCUACCUUCUCACUGUCCUAUUUCUCAUUCCUAUACAAUUUUCGUCCUUGCCUGCUCCCCUUCCUCCCCUUUCCAAUUAUCUUUCCCUUCCACACGCCAUCUUGCCCCCUCCAUCACCUAGCUCCCGCUCACUUCGUUCCCCGGCAUCCCUCUCCCUGUCUAUUUUCUUGGCAUCAAUCACUUUCCCUCCCUCUCUCUAUAGCCCACUCUCUUCUACUCCCACCUCGUUCUCAGUCACAUUGUCACUUUACUCCCUACAACUCCCGCCACUCCCCUCCUCCUCCCUCAGACCCCCCUUCCUCCCUCUUUUCGUACCAUGUUUGCCUUCCAGUUAGCAUCGACAUUACCGCCCGUCAACAUGUGCCCACGGGGAUCGAAGCAGCGCCUAGGUUUAUGUUUCUCGUUCUUUCUUUGCUUUCUUCAGUUCCAGCGUCUCCCUGCCGCCAUCAUGUUUGAGAAGAUGGAGGUGCCUAGCAAAGUGGUCACGAACUGCCACUUGACCAACGUGCCCCAGCCCUUCGGCUCGACCCCGUCCUCCUUCAUCUGUGCCCAUCAUUGCCUCUCGAACACUGCCUGCACGGCCUUCUGCAUCUUAGACAGCAGUUGUGUUUUGGUGAACGCUUUGGCCGUGCCCAGCGGGUCCAGGACACUCCAGCAGGCAUCCAACGGCUCCUGCUUCGCGCCCUUCCUCCCAUCACGGCCCACUGGCGAAGACCUGGCGAGGGGCAAGUCAGUGAGGGUCAACGGCAAAUGGGACGCAAAGUACGCCGAUGGCUCCACCGUGGUGAGUGGGUCCAGGUGCGAGGUCACCAAAUACGACUGUUUCUGCUCAGCGCUUAGCCUCACAUCCUACCUCAUUGUGGAUUUAGGCAACACGAUGCCAGUCACAACCAUCGUCGUCAAGGUCUCUGAACACUUUCCCAGCUACUUCGAGGGGGUAAAGAUCAGGGUUGGUGACAUGGGCAGCAAGGAAGACACACUCAUGAUGACCUACGAAGGGUCUCCUCAGGCCGGAGAGGAGCUGCUCCUCGGGGGAACCACCACACUGAGAGGGCGCUAUGUGUCGCUCUACAGGAGUGACUACAGUAUGUGUCUCUGCCUCCUUCAGGUCUACAAAGCAUAGCACUCCUG